AUGUUCUACUUCCACUGUCCUCCGCAAUUAGAUGCUGAGUGCUGUCGUUCCAACACACUGAAUUCAAGUACUUUUGCCAACCACACCCCAGCCGACUUUGACGAUGGCUUCCUCCGGAGGAAACAGCGAAGGAACAGGACUACGUUCACUUUGCAACAGCUAGAAGCCUUGGAGGCGGUCUUUGCACAGACUCACUACCCGGACGUGUUCACACGCGAAGAGCUGGCCAUGAAGAUCAACCUGACUGAAGCCAGGGUGCAGGUUUGGUUUCAGAAUCGCAGAGCUAAGUGGAGGAAAACGGAGCGAGGCAGCACAGACUCGGAAGGAGGCAAAGAGCAGAUGAGCGAGGGAGCUCCACCGACGCGCAGCCUCAACUCUCAGUCGCCUGUAGAGCCGAGCCGGAAACAUAAAGAACCACUGGACAUGCAGCAAAGUAUGAACCGGCCGGUGGGUCCAGGCGGUCCCUUCUUUCCAUCGUGUUUACCAGGGACCCUCCUCAACUCUGCCACCUAUGCUCAGGCCCUCUCUCAGGUGGCCACUUUGAAAGGUAAUGCUUUGUGUUCCUGCUGCGUUUCGGACCCCAUGGGCUUGUCCUUCCUGCCUCCCUACGGUUGCCAGGGUAACCGCACAGCCAGCGUGGCCGCCCUACGGAUGAAGGCCCGUGAGCACUCCGAGGCCGUGCUGCAGUCGGCCAACCUUCUUGGCGCCGCCGCCGCAUCGUCAGGGCACGGAAGCUUGUCCGCUAGGCCCCCGGCUCAGGCGGAAGUAAGCGGAACGAGAGGCGGGGACGCCUCUAGCCCCAACCUGACCUCUAAGGUGAUGGGGGGCACCUCUGACAAGCACCCUCACUGCUCCAACAAGGAACCGGUAGAGAAGAAGUGA
Nerophis lumbriciformis (worm pipefish) is the source of this 882-nucleotide messenger RNA. NCBI's taxonomy places the organism in Eukaryota, Metazoa, Chordata, Actinopteri, Syngnathiformes, Syngnathidae. The record is from RefSeq and is a predicted model, not a curated record.